Molecule: messenger RNA, 1233 nt
Organism: Suillus plorans
Lineage: Eukaryota; Fungi; Basidiomycota; Agaricomycetes; Boletales; Suillaceae
Exons: 4
Coding region: 1-1233 (410 amino acids)
Source: RefSeq, a predicted model, not a curated record
AUGAUUCACUAUCCCGAUGACAAAUCUAACAACCCGUACGGAACCUAUCUGGAGCCCCCUGUCCCGGCUCCUCAGCAGCAACAGAAUCAAUACCAGAUACCUUUAGGCUCACCCCCUGCAUACACCGAGGAGGCAUCUUAUGCUCCGCGUGAUAGCACGUAUCAGGAGUACAACCCUCAGCCGCAAACAUACCAAGCGCCUCCGGGAUCAGUAUCCCACCUUCCUCCAGGAUAUCAAGGAGAUCAGGCACCACCAGCAACUGGUCAUGAUGACCGAACAGGCGGGGAAUGCCCAGCAUACCAGGGGGCUUCCCCAGGAGCUAGGGAUCCAUACGACCAUAACAGGGCAGGAUCAUCAAAUUAUCCUUUAUAUCAGCCAAACAACAGUGUUAGCCCAUACAACCAGACUGCAGGCGCUGUGCCACAAGAUCGUGUACCUUCCCCAAAUGGCGAGAGUAGAGGGUUGUCCCUGGCUUCAUUCUUUGGUAGCACGGGUCCUCCGCCAAUGUGGCAACGUCAGCCGCCUCAGCAUCUGCGUUACGAUCAGUUCCCUCCCCUGUGUCUCAUCUCAAAAAAAACGGAGCUGAGCAAAGGCUUCCCUGAGGUAGCUCCCCCAUGCCAACUGUGUGUUCACCCAUUUGCGACGCAUGAUAUCUCAAAGGAGGAUUGGAAACGAUUCCUGGCAGACAUCAAGAAAGCAGGUUCGUUAUCUGCAGGACAACGCAUCAAAUCGAAUGCCAUACCCCUUAUAACAGGCGCCAGUCUUAUUGGCGGGUUCCUCAUGACUGGAGGCAUCGAGAAACGAAUGAAAGCGAAUAAUCGCAAUGCGGCGGGAGACGUCGUUGAUAACUGGAACCAGUACUUCUUCGGACCUCGCAGAAUGGAGGCCGUUCUCUGGCAAGGGUCAGAGCGCUUAAGCGGCCGUGAGGGAGCGGCCCCGCUUGGUGAUUAUAGCCAACUCCGCACGGCAAAUGGCCUCCGUCGCCGAGCCUCAAGCUCCUCGUCUUCUUCUUCGUCUUCCUCAUCAGAUUCCGAGGAUGACAGGAGCCGCAAUCAGCAUGAAUUCGGGUCGUCUGCAUCCCGCAAGUUUGAUAAAAGACAACGCCGUGCCGCGAGAAGGCAGGCUAAGACUGAGAAACGCCAGGAGAAACGCGCUCGUAAGGCAGAACGUCGCAGUGGUAAGGCCCGUAUGGAACAUUCAGAGCCUUACCAUCUUUUCAUUCAAGCUAUCUAG